AUGAACAUGAAAAAGAGGUUGACUCUCCGAAAAAGAAAGUUAAAAGGAAUGAACCAUUCCGAUCGUCUUUUGACUAGAAGAAUGGUAGUUUUUUUUUCACAACCAGUUGUUAUUGACACCCGUAAUCAGCAAAAACUCUUGGCUGAUCAGCCCUGGGAAAUUUACUGCCCUCUCAAGAAUCGAACCAGUUUGAACGAAGAUGAGGGAUAUUCUCGUCCCCUAUACCAGCACUCAACCUUUUAUCGAAUUGUCCUGCCAUGUCCUCACCAAGCAACUGCAGAAAUAGAAAAGUGGCAUCGUAUUCGUCUUGAACUAGUCAAUGAGUUUGGACUGUCUCUGUUUGGAGCACAAGCAACAGAAUGUGCCUUGGAAUUAAGAUGCGAGCUUCUAAGCCAAAAUAUUGACAGCAAAAAUUGGCAACAUGACACAGAACACAGUAUACAUAUACGACCAAUACAGGCCGAUAGAUGGGACAUACUUAAUAACCAGACAAUUAAGUGGCCAGGGUUCUUUGGCGGAGGACAUGGCGGAUUUGAAUACAUAAUCAGAAAUGUAUCUGGCAAACAGAGACACUUGACAAAAACAAAAUAUGUGUUGCAUUGUAUACCUACCAACAACACAAAACAAACGGUGGAUGCACUAUCUUUGGCGGUGCCGAUUUCACUAUCUAAUAAUUCCUUGACUGGUUAUAACUGGCAAGAAUCGGGCCACGAAUACUCAAAAGUGGAUAUGGGAAGAGCAUUUAUGCUUGAUCCAAGAUUGACAAGGGCCAAAAAGGAUAUAUUCUGUAUGAUACGAGAAGUAUGGGACGCAGGUACUCCAGGAAAGCUGUGGGAUUCUGCACUUGUUAUUGCAGAUCUAAUAGCUAACCGCCUCAAACAGCAACCGAGAUGUUUAGAGAAGUGCCACGUUGUGGAUCUCAGUGCAGGGACAGGAUGUGUUGGUCUUUUGAUCAAAGCGAUGUGCCGUUCAAUGGGAAACAGGGGGCCUAAGAUGACCCUGACAGAUCUGCCAGAAGCACUGGGACUGAUACGUAGAAACUACAGACUAAACCAAUCUGGUAUUGAUGACCAGGUACAAAUAGAGCAGCUGCGGUGGGGGGUUGAAGCGGAUGCACGGCGGGUGACAGCCAAGGCCCAGGUUGAUAUUGUGCUUGCAUCGGAUGUAUUGUAUGUUCCCCACGCAUUCGAAUCUUUGAUUGCUACGCUAUACCAUCUCAGUACUUCUCACCGAACAGUUGUCUAUUUGGCGUAUAAGAGACGAGAACUUCGCGACUGUGACGAAGCACGCUUCUUCAAUAGAUGCUCCCAAUACUUUCACAUCAACCUUGUCCAGGACUUGUCUCAAAUGAGCCCACCUGUCUAUUGGGAGCAAAGAUUUGGUCCUCUAUUAUCACUGAGCCCUCUUGAGAUAUGGUUUUCGCGCCAUCUUACUCAUGCUAACCAGCAGGGGCAUGUUCAAGUCUAUCGGCUUGUUAAGAAACCUGCUCUGUUUGAUUCACCUAAAUUUAGGCAAACAUAG
Molecule: messenger RNA, 1521 nt
Organism: Phycomyces blakesleeanus NRRL 1555(-)
Lineage: Eukaryota; Fungi; Mucoromycota; Mucoromycetes; Mucorales; Phycomycetaceae
Exons: 2
Coding region: 1-1521 (506 amino acids)
Biological process (GO): peptidyl-lysine methylation
Cellular component (GO): cytoplasm
Molecular function (GO): protein-lysine N-methyltransferase activity
Source: RefSeq, a predicted model, not a curated record